AUGCGAGGCUCCAUGGAGAGGUCAGCCGUCUUCUUCCUGGUGUGGGCCGCCGCCCUGCUGAACGCUGCUCUCAUGGCGCAGUCAGUUCCUUACGACUACUCGUCCAGCUCCGAGUGCCUGGCUGAGCCCCUGGAGCCUCACUACGGCGGCGGCGUCAUCGUCAACCCGAACUUCGACGACGGUCUCAAGGGCUGGUCGGUCUUCGGGUACAGCAGCGUCGCCGAGGCCUCCUCGGCGGCGACGGGCAACCGGUACGCCGUUGCCACGAACCGGACGCGUUCGUACCAGAGCGUCAGCCAGAAGGUGUACCUGCAGAACGACACGCACUACACCCUCUCAGCUUGGUUGCAGGUUAGCGACGGAAGCGCCGACGUAGUAGCCGUCGUGAAGACGGCCGACGGCUUCGUCCACGCCGGGGGCGUCGACGCCAGGUCCGGCUGCUGGUCCGUUCUCAAAGGCGGCCUCACCACCGCCGCCUCCGGCCCGGCAGAGCUCUACUUCGAGAGCAACUCGACGGUGGACAUGUGGGUGGACAACGUGUCGCUGCAGCCGUUCUCGAGGGAGGAGUGGGACGCCCACCGCGGCGCGGCCAUCAAGAAGGCCCGGAAGAAGACGGUGCGGCUGCGCGCCCGCGACACGGCCGGCAACCCGGUGCCGGGGGCGCGGAUAAGCGUGGAGCACGUCCGGAGCGGCUUCCCGCUGGGGUCGGCAAUGAGCAGUGAGAUCCUGCACAACCAGAGGUACCAGCAGUGGUUCACCCAGCGGUUCACGGUGACCACCUUCGAGAACGAGAUGAAGUGGUACAGCACGGAGGUGGUGCCGGGGCGGGAGGACUACUCCGUGCCUGACGCCAUGCUCCGGUUCGCGCAGAGCCACGGCAUCGCCGUGCGCGGGCACAACAUCUUCUGGGACGACCCGAGCACGCAGAUGGGGUGGGUGAAGGCGCUCAGCCCCGACCAGCUCCGCCGCGCCACCGCCAAGAGGAUCAAGUCCGUCAUGUCGCGCUACGCCGGCAAGGUGAUCGCGUGGGACGUGGUGAACGAGAACCUGCACUACGACUUCUUCGAGGACAAGUUCGGCUCCGGCGCGUCGGCGGCGUUCUACCGGAAGGCGCACGGCAUGGACGGCGGCGCGCUCAUGUCCAUGAACGACUUCAACACGCUGGAGCAGCCCGGGGACCCCAACGGCCAGCCCAGCAAGUACCUCCGCAAGCUGUGGCAGAUCAAGGGCGCCUUCCCCGGCAACGGCAACGGCGCCCGGAUGGCCAUCGGCCUCGAGGGCCACUUCGGCGCCACGCCCAACAUCCCCUACGUCCGGGCGGCGCUCGACACCAUGUCGCAGGCCGGCGUGCCCAUCUGGCUCACGGAGAUCGACGUGGCGCCGGGCCCCGACCACGCGCACCACCUGGAGCAGGUGAUGAGGGAGGUGUACUCGCACCCCGCCGUGCACGGCAUCAUCCUCUGGACGGCGUGGCACGCCAACAGGUGCUACGUCAUGUGCCUCACCGACAACAACUUCAAGAACCUCCCCGUCGGGGACGUCGUCGACAAGCUCAUCGGGGAGUGGAGGACGAGCUCGCACGUCGGCGUGGCGGACGCCGACGGCUACUACGAGACGGAGCUGUUCCACGGGGACUACAAGGUCACCGUCGCCCACCCGGAGGCGGCGGCGAACGCCGCCGUCGUGCAGAGCCUCAGCGUGGAUAAGGAGUCCGACAACGAGUACACCAUACACGUCUAG
Messenger RNA from Lolium rigidum, 1740 nucleotides. Its product is annotated as endo-1,4-beta-xylanase 5-like. The transcript is spliced from 5 exons. The coding region runs from base 1 to 1740 and encodes 579 amino acids. NCBI's taxonomy places the organism in Eukaryota, Viridiplantae, Streptophyta, Magnoliopsida, Poales, Poaceae. Gene Ontology annotation, biological process: carbohydrate metabolic process. Gene Ontology annotation, molecular function: hydrolase activity, hydrolyzing O-glycosyl compounds. The record is from RefSeq and is a predicted model, not a curated record.